AGACGAAGACGAUUCACAUCAGACCUUAAGAGGCGUGAAAUUUGAUGAAAGCGCAAAGCGAGCCCAGACUAAUAUGCGCUCAUACAAGAAAGAAAGGAACAAACACAAAAAGUGGGAACUGACAACGGAAGAGAAGAAAACUGAAAACCCAUACCAAAAUCAAUCAAAACCAUCUUAUGCAUUGACUUCCCUCCCUUUUUCUCUUUCUCUAUCAAUUGCUUGAAUUUGUUGAUCAAUAUUCACAGCAUUUGAUCGAUCAAAAGAGGGGUUUUAGCUUCAAUGGAUAAUAGUGAAAUGUUUAGCUCAUCGACGGUGCAACACACUUGGCACGACUUUCUAGACCGGAUGCGUCAACCUUCCGCUGCUGAAUUUGUCAAAGCCAUUAAAAGUUUCAUUGUCUCCUUCUCGAACAAUUCUCCAGAUCCAGAAAAGGAUAGUGCUGCAGUACAGCAAUUCUUUGCCAAAAUGGAAGCUGCCUUCAGGGCUCAUCCACUUUGGAGUGGUUGUUCAGAAGAGGAGCUUGAAAGUGCUGGUGAAGGACUGGAGAAAUAUGUCAUGACAAAAUUAUUUCCUCGUGUUUUUGCUUCAUUUCCUGACGAUGUAAAGAUUGAUGAGCAGCUUACUGAAAAGAUUGCUCUAGUUCAACAAUUCAUCCGGCCUGAAAAUUUGGAUAUCAAGCCACCCUUUCAAAAUGAGUCAUCAUGGCUGCUUGCACAAAAGGAGCUGCAAAAGAUUAAUAUGUACAAGGCACCUAGGGAAAAGCUUGCCUGUAUUCUUAACUGUUGCAAAGUCAUAACUAAUUUGUUGCACAAUGCUGCUGUCACUGCAAAUGAGGAUACCCCUGGAGCUGACGAAUUUCUUCCAGUUCUUAUUUAUGUCACUAUAAAGGCAAAUCCUCCCCAGCUGCAUUUGAAUUUGCAAUAUAUACAGCGUUAUAGGCGUGAGUCUCGAUUAGUUUCAGAAACAGCUUACUACUUCACAAACAUACUUUCAGCUGUGUCCUUCAUCUCAAACAUUGAUGCGCAAGCUCUUUCAAUGGAUGAAAAUGAAUUUGAAAGGAAUAUGGACUCUGCUCAAGCACUUCUAUCUGGGCUGACGACUGAUUUUCAGACUACAACGAAUACUGUUGACAAUACUUCCAGCUCAAAACCCCCCAUGGAAGAAUUUCAGCAAACUUUUUCUUCUAAUAGUGACUCCACAAAACAAUCACAAACACCCUUGGAUUCUUCUGCUUCAAAAUCUAGCCACCUCGAGGAUCCACCUAGUAAGGAUCAAUCACCAAUGACAAAAAAUAUGUCCAUCUCUGAUCUUGAGGAAAAAGGUGCAACUAUGAUUUUGAAAGAGGAUCGAAGUAUUGACAAUGUUUUUCAGGAGUUCCCAUAUGUAUUUGCUAGUGUUGGGGAUCUAACGUUGCGUGAUGUUGAAGAUUUACUUAGUAAUUAUAAACAACUUGUAUUCAAGUAUGUUUGCCUUGCCAAGGGAAAGGGCGUUGCACCAUCACUGUCAACCUCUUCAUUUUCACAAGCACUAGACCAGGGCCUUGUAGAAACUGGGGAAGGUUCUGAGCCCGGUAAAGAAAUAGAAACAGGUCCUGGGAAAGAAAUAGAAACUGAUGAACAUCAAGCUAGAAAACCUGAUAGUGCUGAUGAAAGCUCACACUCAGACAUGGUAAUUUCUGAAUCCAAGUCACCACAUGAGGAUGCUGAUGCUUCUCUGCAGGAAGAAGAAAGAAAUGAAGAUUUGGUUUCACCUAAAGAAGAUUCAGAAGACAAGGAGCAACAGGAGGAUUCUGCUGCACCACUAACCGAAGAACCACAAAAUGAUGUACAAUGAGAAUUCUUUGAUAUACUUGCAAAGUGUUGUCAGAUGUACAUUAAGAAGAGAAUUCUUAAUUUAAGACCAUUUUCUCCUAAAACUAUUUUGCCCGAAUGGUAAGUUAUCUCUCCUAUGACUCUCUUUAUUGUAUUUUGUUAAGGUCUGAGAGACUGAUAGUAUGUAAGGUACCAUGAAAUUUGUAACUAUACCUUAGGUUAUGCCAGAAGCUAAUUGUCCAAGACCUUUUUGAACUCCUAGCAACAUAACUUUCAUAACAUUAUACA
This is a messenger RNA of Chenopodium quinoa (quinoa), 2099 nucleotides long. RefSeq names its product vacuolar protein sorting-associated protein 9A-like. Lineage: Eukaryota; Viridiplantae; Streptophyta; Magnoliopsida; Caryophyllales; Amaranthaceae. Gene Ontology annotation, biological process: vesicle-mediated transport. Gene Ontology annotation, molecular function: small GTPase binding; guanyl-nucleotide exchange factor activity. The transcript has 5 exons. Gene Ontology annotation, cellular component: cytosol; endocytic vesicle. Bases 280 to 1833 code for a protein of 517 amino acids. The record is from RefSeq and is a predicted model, not a curated record.